Blepharisma stoltei is the source of this 675-nucleotide messenger RNA. Lineage: Eukaryota; Ciliophora; Heterotrichea; Heterotrichida; Blepharismidae. The record is from the annotation of a GenBank genome assembly.
AUGUCUGGAAUGGAGUACAAGGUAAACAUCCACUCAUCAUUUCACCAUCAGUCAUUUGAAGACGAAAAAGAGCCUGAUAAGAUUAUGCCAAAGCUUGAAAUUGAAGUUCCAAAGCCUCACGUGCAAAGAGGAGAAGAGAUCCUUAACAUUUUAAAAAUUUGUUUCUUUCUCCUUAUAGGGAUUUUGUUUUCUUUAGCGGUAUUUUCUUGGUAUACCUGGAAACACACGAAUUCAAAGGUGAUGAUAGGAAUUAUGGGCACAAGCCUAGUUGCAAUUGUGGGGUGCAUAUUGGGGAUUAUUGGGAGUUUUAAGAGCAUCCAAGAGCAUCAUCAAAUUUAUGCAGCCAAUAUAAGAAGGGAAUAUGGGCAUGAUAUCAUGAUGAUUUCGCUUUAUUUUUUAGUAGCGGAUUUUAUAUUAUUUUCAGUGCUAGGAACUUUUGCUUUAUUAUCCACACAGCAAUCACUAGACUUCUUACAAAAUUUAUAUGAUAACGAUAAAGAAGGCUGAAAAUUAAUGUAUGGGGACAAAGAAAUCGACGAAGUCAAAGAGUGGGCAAUUUUAAUGAUCCAUAUAGUUAGCUAUACUUGCUAUAUCAUCGUAGUUUUGAUAGUCCUCAUUUCAUUUUUCAAGUACAAAUUCAGAGAAAAUUUCAAAGAUGCUCCUAUAAUCCAUUAG